Molecule: messenger RNA, 948 nt
Organism: Cladophialophora immunda
Lineage: Eukaryota; Fungi; Ascomycota; Eurotiomycetes; Chaetothyriales; Herpotrichiellaceae
Exons: 2
Coding region: 1-948 (315 amino acids)
Molecular function (GO): catalytic activity
Source: RefSeq, a predicted model, not a curated record
AUGAACGGACAUACCAGUGUUGACACUCACGCCAACGGCAACACCCCACCCUCGAGUCCAACGCCUGGCAGACGCCUUCGACAACUGCUGGAAACCAGUAAGGACAUAAUCGUGGCUCCCGGAGUAUACGACGGCUUCAGCGCCAGGGUUGCCCUGGAUGUGGGAUUCGACUGCCUCUAUAUGACAGGAGCAGGAACCUGUGCGUCGAAGCUAGGACAGCCGGAUCUGGGCCUUGCAACCCUCAAUGACAUGCGAGAGCACGCUGAAAUGAUCGCCAAUCUCGACCCGACCGUCCCUCUCGUCGCCGACGCCGACACCGGGUACGGAGGCCCAAACAACAUCGCAAGAACAGUUGAGCAGUACCACCGUUCAGGCGUUGCGGCCUUGCACAUCGAGGACCAGAUUCAGACCAAGCGCUGUGGGCACCUUGCGGGAAAAGAGGUCGUCAGCAUUGAUACCUUUGCGCAGCGUAUCGCCGCCGCCACACAAGCGCGAGAAAGAAUCGGUUCCGAUAUCGUCAUCAUUGCCCGGACGGAUGCUCUGCAGACACAUGGCUUCGACGAAGCUACCCAGCGGCUGAAGGCUGCGGUCGCUGCAGGAGCGGACGUCGCAUUUCUUGAAGGCAUAACUUCGAAGGAGGAAGCCAGGACCAUAUGCCAGGUUCUCGCGCCCACACCUGUCCUCCUGAACAUGGUUGAGAACGGGGCCACGCCGUCGUGGACGACGGAAGAAGCGCAAGAGCUUGGAUUCCGCAUCAUCAUCUUCCCGUUCCUCGCGAUUGCACCUGCGUAUUAUGCGAUGCGUGACGCUUUCGAGCGUGUCAAGAAGACAGGGCGGACCGGAGUCCCUGGUGAUUUCACUCCAAAGAAGCUGUUUUCUAUCGUGGGUCUGGAACGAGCUACCGCAAUCGAUGCUGCAGCAGGCGGCAGUCUUUACAGCAAAGUGUAG